AAGAGUCGAAUUUUUUAGCCAUUUGGUCAGCUCAGCUGGUAGCUAUUUAUUUUAUAUUAGGUUAAUUUAAAAACUAAUUUUACGUGAAUGAAAAUUGUUUAGUAAAGGAAGAAACGACAAUUUAGAGCAAAAGACCAGCUUAGAGUUAAUUACGACCGUAGGCGCAAUGAACUUCCUGCGACAGACAUUCAACGUUACGAAACAGUUGUCACAAAAAGUGCUCAGCGGUAACCUGUUCCAGUCUAUACAAAAUGGCAGUCUAUUCGAGCCUGCCAGCCGCAUGGCCUCACUGAACCAAAUGCAUCGCACUGGUCCACACUACAAAAAGCGUCCACCACGUCAACCGCUCGACGGAAAACCUUUCGCAAAGGGCGUUGUCCUUAAGACACUCAUCAAGAAACCGAAAAAGCCCAAUUCGGCAAAUCGUAAAUGCGUAUUGGUGCGUUUAUCUACCGGCAAGGAAAUGGUCGCUUAUAUACCCGGCGAAGGACACAACUUACAGGAGCAUAACAUUGUGCUAUGCCGUGUAGGACGCUUGCAAGACGUACCUGGCGUAAAGUUAAAAUGUGUGCGUGGCGUCUACGAUUUGGCGCAUGUUAUUAAAAAGUGAAUAGUGGUUGAACCUAUUUUCCUUAAAUAAUAAACAUAGGUGUAUACUUAUAUACAAUUAAAAAUAAAAUAUCCCAGAACGUAAUAAA
This is a messenger RNA of Anastrepha obliqua, 698 nucleotides long. Its product is annotated as 40S ribosomal protein S12, mitochondrial. The transcript has 2 exons. The coding region runs from base 167 to 610 and encodes 147 amino acids. Gene Ontology annotation, cellular component: small ribosomal subunit; ribosome. Gene Ontology annotation, biological process: translation. NCBI's taxonomy places the organism in Eukaryota, Metazoa, Arthropoda, Insecta, Diptera, Tephritidae. The record is from RefSeq and is a predicted model, not a curated record. Gene Ontology annotation, molecular function: structural constituent of ribosome.